AUGAAUAUGUUAUAUCAAAUUCAACGUCAGUUUUUGUCAAUCAUUAACGCAAAUCGCAAGUAUAUUUUCAAAUUAAGUCAAAGAUAUUUUUCUACUGAAAAUCAUAUACCAACACAAACAUCUACUCUAAAAGAAGAAUCAAUUUUGAAGAAAGCUGUUAGCGAACUUCGCCAUGCUAAACGUGUACUAGUUAUUACUGGUGCAGGUAUUUCUGCUGAUUCUGGACUACCAACAUAUCGUGGCAUCGGUGGUCUCUAUAGCGAUGGAGAAGAGACUGAAGAUGGAAUGGUAAUUGAAGAGGCUCUUUCUGGUCACAUAAUGCAAACACGACCGGAUAUUUGUUGGAAAUAUAUUUAUCAAAUCGAGUCUGCUUGUCGUUCCGCUAAACCCAAUGCUGCACACAAAGCACUCGUUGCUCUUGAAUCAAAAUUUGAACAUCUUACUAUACUCACACAAAAUGUCGAUGGUUUACAUCGAAGUGCCGGUACGAAAAAUCUCAUCGAAAUUCAUGGAAAUAUUCAAGAUCUAUUUUGCACUUCUUGUAAUUAUGAAAAACAUGUUACUAAUUUCGAAGGUAUGAAAAUACCACCAGAUUGUGAACGUUGUGGUGCACUCGUACGACCACGUAUUGUUUUAUUUGGUGAGAUGUUACCAAUGCAUGCAAUAACGCAACUUUAUGAAAUAAUAAACAAAGGUUUAGAUGCUGUUAUUAGUAUUGGUACAACUAGCGUAUUUCCAUAUAUUGCCGAACCGGUGCUGCGUGCUGCACGUAAAAAUGCAAUUACAAUUGAAAUUAAUCCAGGUGAUACUGAAGUAUCACAUGUUGUACGCUAUCAUCUACGCGAUCGAGCCAUUACUAUUUUACCUAAAUUAUUACAACAUCUUUCUUAA
Messenger RNA from Adineta steineri, 891 nucleotides. The record is from the annotation of a GenBank genome assembly. NCBI's taxonomy places the organism in Eukaryota, Metazoa, Rotifera, Eurotatoria, Adinetida, Adinetidae.